CAACGUCGACGUCGAAGAGUGCCACCGCCGUCGGGCCACCUCCAAGGUAUCACCUCUCACAAAUUGUGAGAAUGGCUGACACCGAGUUUGAAGAAUUGGGACAUUAUUUCGACCGAUUGCCACAGCAUAUCAAGACCCCAAUAUCAAAUUACACGCUUGUACAUGAUGUCAUGCUUGAUGACUCUCCGACGUCGUCGCAGGCUAGCGAUGGGGAUGUUAGACGUUCCUGCGGCGGAAUCCUGGGAGAUUCCGAUGAUGAAGAUGCAGGGGUGAUCCAUCGACAUGAUAAUCAGAGUGGACACACCUCCGGGGAUGAUAGUGAAGACUUGGAUCAUCAUUCGUCUAUUGUUGCUGACAGCGAUUUCAGCUUGUUCGGUGGACUGAGCAGUAGGGGUAGAUACACCAGUUUGACUGCGGUCUUCGCAUCGACGGGUCGUGAGAGUGCUGUAAGCGAUGCCGGAGGCUCGUGCUCCAGUCUGGGCUCCUGGGCAACCCCUGAACAUCAUCCCAAUCGCCCUGGCAGCAGUGGAAACGAGAGGAGGCGACGAAGACUUCCGGAAAUACCCAACAGCAAAAAAUCACUGAAUUCGUCACCCUCACUGGCUGAGGAGUUGGCAGGUGCCACUGGAUCAUCUAGGCCUCACCUGGUACUUCGAAAAUGCCAUUCGAGGCUUCGCCACGAGGACAGCUCACCGGACAGCGAGAGGAUGGCCACUGAUAGCGGUCAUAGCACUGCACAUUCCCCUGAUAAUGGUCCUAAAAGUGUCUCUCCUAUUCCCUGCAAUACUCUGCAGAAUACUGAGUCGGUUUCCCCGAGCAGUACUCCAGGGAGCGGGGGCAUCCCCUUCACCCAGUUGGAACUUCUGGAGGCAACCCAUCGUGGUCUUCACAAAUUUAUUCCCCGUCAUCACGACGAAAUAGACCUCGAAAUUGGUGAUCCAAUUUACGUGCAGAAAGAGGCAGAUGACCUGUGGUGCGAGGGAGUAAACCUGCGAACAGGUCGUCAGGGGAUUUUCCCAUCUGCCUACGCAGUCGACAUGGACUACAGUGAUUUUGAUCCGACGGCACCAAAAGUCAAGAGGGAGAGAUAUCUGUUGGGAUACCUUGGCUCGGUUGAGACACUCGCACACAAAGGAACUGGGGUGGUUUGUCAGGCUGUCAGGAGAAUUGUUGGAAAUACAUCUGUGGAUUCGCCGGAUUCACAGAGGUGUAUUCUCGAGGUGUCCGAUCAGGGAUUGCGUAUGGUAGACAGGAGUAAGCCACGACAGAAAAAUGGACCGUGUCACGAUUAUUUUUAUUCCUUGAAAAAUGUAUCAUUCUGUGCAUUUCAUCCUCGAGACCACCGUUACCUCGGUUUCAUCACAAAGCAUCCAACCCUUCAAAGGUUCGCUUGUCACGUGUUCAUCGGACAGGAGUCGACAAGGCCCGUUGCUGAAGCAGUUGGACGAGCCUUCCACCGAUUCUACACUAAAUUCAUUGAGACUGCUUUUCCAAUUGAGGACAUAUACAUUGAGUAAACUUACUUUUAGUAUUUCACUGGAGGCCAGGAUAUUGAGAUAUCCCCAGGCCCACGAGACCUACAGAUAUCCACUGUACAUAAACCCCCAUUAGGUGUAGAUAAAUAUAUUAUGAAAAAAAUAAAAUUGAAAUCAAAGAAACCCACGCGACAAUUUCACCCCAAAAAUCUCUCCUCAUUCGUUUAUUCUCAUGUGAUUAUUUUCAUUUCUACAAGCAUCUUGAGCAAAUUCAUCCCAUCUCUUCCGAUAACUUCCGGUUUCUUUAGUCUGUAUAUGCACAUAAUAUUAUUCAUUUGAAUUGCUUUCAUAUGUCUUUGUAAUAUUGAGAAUGGAAAAGUUUGAAUGAGAUAUUAAUUGUCUCCAAGGACAAUGGGAGAGCUCACUGGAUCAAAUAUUCAUCGAAAUGUUUGAGAAAUAAAUAAGAGAAAAAAAAAACAAAUAUUUGAGAAAAUUAAAAGCCACCUGUUUUUUUUCAUUUAUGAUCAUCAAAGUAUAAAUAUAAUAACGUAUUUACAAUAUUAUAAAGUUUUAACGUUAUGUUUAAACAAUAUGCUUAGGUAUGUUUAUUGUAUCAUAAUCAUAGUGCCGACUGUCUGUGUCACAUCUGCAUCCACUCCGAAUUUUCAUUCAUGUCAGUAAAAUAACGAGAAAUAAUAAUAGAACAAAGUUAUUGACUUUUUAAAAUAAUCGAAGGUAGGGUGAAUGGGUUUCUCUGUAAAAACCCUAAAAUCCAAUUGUUUGCGAAAAAAUUAUAAUUCAGAGAAAUUGCGGUUCGUUACAUUUGCGGUUUAUAGAGGCAAACAUUAAUAUUUCAAAAUAUCUUGAGCAACUCAAUGGACUUAUUAAUUUCAGAAAAAAAUGGUAUAAAAAUAAAAUUAGGCGAUUCAAGUUUUUUCCUUUCAGUCUCAUGAUAAAACAUAACUCCUCUGACAUGUAUAAUAAAAAUUGUCGUUUCUCCUCGAUACUCAUCAUUUUCAAUAAUUAAAGAGAAAAAAAAUAUAUUUGGAUUACAUCAAACACAGACAGUUUGAAUUUGAAAUUUGUACUAUACAUUAGUUCGGAGUCAGGGAGGGAGCUACGAUUUCUAAUAAAAUUACCAUAAAUUAUUUUCAUAAAAUCGGUGCUGAAACACGUCUGGUAAUGUUACAAAUUAUGUGAUGAGUACGACAUACAUGUUAUUUAUCUUCAUUAGAAAUUAUUUACAAUAUUUUCCUCUUCACAGUGAAGGCAUAGAAACAUUUUUCUUAUUCCUUUAUCCAAUGAGAGGUGGGUAUUACUUGACGACGAUCCACUGCUGUGAUAAUUAAGCAGAAGUCAAACUUGAUAACAAGAAAACACUUUCAAAGUCUUCAUUUAGGGCAUAUUCCCGAAAUUUACAUUGCACAAUUUUAUAAUAAAAGAAAAACUUUCCUCAAUAACAUCAAGACGAUUAACAAUUUCAUAAAAAUAGGCCGAAAUAUCAAUAAGAAUGAUAAAUUAAUUUCAAGAUUGACAUAAAGCGUCGUUGAAACGUCGUCAUCGAUGUAAAAAUUGCCUCGGAUCAUUCAGUGACAAAUUUACAGUAAAUAUCAUUGUACGUAAGUAUAUUAGUACACUUGCUUAAAGCCCUAAAUUAUGCAUCUAAUGUAUAUGCUCGUGUGACAUACAUCCUCGUCUCACAUGACCUACCAAAUAAUUCCAUAUUUUUUUUGUCAAAAGCAUCAUUUAUGAAAAAUCUUGUAACCAAUCGUCAUGAGAAUUAUUGAAACAAAUAGCUUGUAGUUCAGAGGAUAAUCGUUCCUCCACAGAAUUUAAUUAUUUUCCCUUCACCUCCUACUGAUUUUAUCCCAAAAUUCACCUCAGAACUCUUGUCAGGAUGUAUGUCCCUGUGUACACGGGGUGCAUUUACUGAAAAGUCACUCAAGCGAAUAACAAAAAUUGCAUUGUUUUUCCAGUACUAUUCUCCAAUUAUAAUCCUCUUCACUCUACGCCUCUUAGUAGUACACGAUCAAUAAUUCAUGUUACAAUAAUCAUAAUAUGUAUAUAUUUUAUAUUUAUAUAUGUAUAUAGUAAAAUUAACAUUGCAGUCUUACGGUGAGCCGAUUAAAACGAUGGCAACGAUUCAAACGUCAUCUUUUUUUUUAAUCAGUUUCUUUUCAUUUUUUUUUACUUACAAUCUUAGUAUUAACGUCGUAAUUGCCUAGUACAGUAGAUGGGAACCUUUCUCUGUUAUUCCUUCGUUCAUUACUCAUUAUCCCCAGUCUAAAUCUGAUAGACACAUCGGAUAGAGGUAGUUUAUACUCAGCCAUUUUGUUUGUGUGUAAUUUUUGCCAUUGAAAAUAGCAAAAUGAGAACUCCUGUUGCUGCUACGAUCGGUUCAAUAAUGUCCAAUAAUAUCUGUCUUAAUAUGAGGCGUUUACUCCAUUGCAAUUAUGCAUUUUUUUCUCCACAAUUGUUUCGUCCAUUUGAUUCUAUUCCUCUUAUUAUUGAGUCUUUUAAUCUUCCUCUGCUAUUUGCACGGCGAAAUCCCUCUGUUGAUUGCACAAUUCAUUCUCGUUUCAACAUCAUCAGUCACUAUUUUUUUUUGAUCGAAAUAGUUUCUUCUUACAGUGCGUCAAUUUUUCGUGGUUCUGAAAUAUCCAAGGACGUUUAUCAGUGAGUAAGAACUUGGUCGUUUCCACUCUCAAUUUGAAAAAAAAAAA
This is a messenger RNA of Fopius arisanus, 4198 nucleotides long. RefSeq names its product JNK-interacting protein Aplip1 (gene Aplip1). Gene Ontology annotation, molecular function: MAP kinase scaffold activity; JUN kinase binding. The transcript has 7 exons. The record is from RefSeq and is a predicted model, not a curated record. Gene Ontology annotation, cellular component: cytoplasm. Gene Ontology annotation, biological process: regulation of JNK cascade; JNK cascade. Bases 72 to 1517 code for a protein of 481 amino acids. Lineage: Eukaryota; Metazoa; Arthropoda; Insecta; Hymenoptera; Braconidae.